Molecule: messenger RNA, 3660 nt
Organism: Psylliodes chrysocephalus
Lineage: Eukaryota; Metazoa; Arthropoda; Insecta; Coleoptera; Chrysomelidae
Source: the annotation of a GenBank genome assembly
AUGCAGUGUGAUAAGUGUAAAAAGUCAUUCUUCAAUGUUAAUAAUUUGAAGCGUCACAAACUCAAAAAUUGUGCAUACAGUGAAAUUUCGUGUCCGAUUCCGAAAAAAAGACUGAAACCAAUUGGUGCUGAAGUACUACAUAAUGGUGUUACUAAACUAUCCCAUGCAUUUAAAAACCGCAUUGCUUCAUACAGAUUUUCUAGUACCAAUUCAAACAAGCUCAAUUAUAUUGAUUUUUUAAAUCAUAUCAAACCAAAUGUUAUAAAUAAAAUCAGUGAAUACCAGCAACUUCAUACUUGCUUAAAAGUAAAUAUGGAAGUGUUUGGAAUCUAUGUUAAACCCGACAAGGAAAUGAGCGAUAUUAAAUCUAUGAAUACGGCAAACAAAAUCAUUACCGCAACAUCAAAUCUCGAUGAAAUGUAUGACGAAUUCAAGGAGGAAAUUUUUUGUCAAGCAAACGACUUCCAAGAACGAGACUCGAACUGGAGCUUACAAGAAAUAAUGUUUUUAGAUGUUAAUAUAAACCGUUUCAAUAGUAUUUCUGCUUCAUCAUACAUCAAGUUGCCUAUACCGAUAAUAAAAAGAAAUGCUAUUUUAAACAUUGAAAACAAAGAUAAUGCUUGUUUUGCAUGGUCAAUAAAUGCUGCAAUUUUUGGAGCUGUGGGAGAUCCUAAGAAUCCAUCUUCAUAUCCUCAUUACAAUACCUUAUUAAACUUUAGCGGAAUUGAUUUUCCAAUGAAAUUAAAAGACAUUACAAGAUUCGAAGCUAUGAAUAACAUAUCAGUAAACGUGUUUGGACUCGAGUUAUAUUUCCGAGAGGGGAAAAACAAUUAUGAAAUUGUUGGACCAUUACAUUUUACUUCCAAGCGUCAAUCUACUCAUGUAAAUCUACUACUUAUAUCAGAUAAUAAUAAUAAUAACCAUUAUUGUCUUAUUACAGACUUGUCAAAACUUGUUAGAAGUCAGAAAACAAAACAUAAAGAAAAAAUACAUAUAUGUGAUGGUUGCUUACAGUCUUUUGUAAAUAUAGAAAAGCUAAAAGCUCACGAAGAAUUUGACUGUACACAUAUAUAUACCGAACUUCCAACUAAUGAAAUAAAAAAAAAUAAAUGUGGUGAAUUCGUUCCUGAAAAUAUUUUAAAAUUCGUAAACUUUGAAAAACAACUACAAGUUCCGUUUGUAAUUUAUGCAGACUUUGAAUCGUUGUUGAAACCAAUAGACAAUUGCGAACCUCUCAAUAGUAAAUCUUUUAGUGUUAAAGUAUGUGAACAUGAGCCAUAUUCUUUCGCCUUCUACAUCAAAUGUAAUUAUGAUGAUAGUUUAUCCAAACUUGAGAUGUACAAAGGGCCGGAUGCCGCCAAAGUGUUUAUGCAAAAACUUGAUAAGGUGGUUCAUGACCUAUACAAUAACCAUUUAAAGCAUGUAAAGCCUAUGCAACCACUUACCCCUGAAGAACAGGAAGCAUAUGAUAAUGCCAAAAUCUGUCACAUAUGUGAAAGACCUUUUAACGCUUUUAAUAAAAAAGUUCGGGAUCACUGCCACUUGAGCUCAAAGUAUCGUUCCCCAGUCCAUAAUUCAUGCAAUUUGAAUUAUAAACUACCAUCAUUUAUACCAGUGUUUUUUCAUAAUCUUACCAACUAUGACAGUCAUUUGUUUAUCAAGGAGUUGACAACUAAAAAGGAAUCUGUCUCAGUAUUAGCUCAAACAAAGGAGAAAUACAUAUCUUUUUCCAAAUCUAUCAUGGUUGAAAAAUCUACCAAUCCUAAGGUACGGGAUUCAUUUAUAAAACUUCGAUUUGUAGACUCUUUUAGAUUUUUGACGCGAUCUCUUGAUAAACUCAGUGAAACUUUGGAUUCCAACCAAUGCAAUGAAGUUAGAAAAUAUUACCCGGACGAAAAAGAGUUUAAUUUAAUGCGACGCAAAGGUGUUUUUCCUUAUUGUUAUGUGGAUAGCUUUGAAAAACUGGAUGAAAAAGGAUUACCUUCGAAAGAGAAUUUUUUUGAUAAUUUAAAGGGUGAGUCGGUUUCUGAUGAAGACUAUGAUAAAGCUAAAGAAGUAUGGGAUACUUUUAAAUGUAAAACUCUAAACGAUUAUGCAAUGUUAUACUUAAAAACUGAUGUGCUUUUGUUAGCUGAUGUGUUUGAAAAUUUUAGAAAAAUUUGUUUAAAACAAUAUAAACUCGAUCCUGCUCACUACUUGACAGCACCUUCGCUAAGUUGGGAUGCCAUGCUGAAGUAUACGAAAAUCGAGUUGGAAUUAUUGACAGAUAUUGACAUGCUACUCUUUUUCAAAAAAGGAAUCCGAGGAGGAGUAGCCCAAUGUAGUAAGAGACAAGCGGUAGCCAAUAACAAAUUUUUACCAAAUUUUAAUCCCUUAAAACCAGAAAGUUAUAUCAUGUAUUUAGACGCGACAAAUUUAUACGGGGCUGCAAUGAGUGAACCACUUCCUUUUGGUGAUUUUAAAUGGAUACCUGUAGAUAGCUUUGAUUUUUCUUCAGUAAAAGAUGAUGCUUCUAAAGGGUAUGUAUUAGAAGUAGAUUUAGAAUAUCCAAUCAACCUGCACCACAGCCACAACGAUCUACCAUUUUGUCCUGAAAAUAUAAUACCACCAACCGGUAAAAACCCGAAGUUGAUACCAAACUUACAUAAUAAAGAAAAGUAUAUUAUUCAUUACAGAAACUUGAAGCAAUGUCUUAAAUAUGGCUUAAAAUUAACAAAAAUUCAUAGAAUUAUAGAAUUUUCUCAAGCACCAUGGUUAAAAAAGUAUAUCGAUUUAAACACAAUUCUUCGGAAUGGGGCAAAAAAUGACUUUGAAAGAGAGCUCUUUAAGCUACUUAUCAAUGCGAUCUUCGGAAAGACCAUGGAAAAUGUGGAGAAGCGUAAAACAAUUCAUCUUUCCACCCAUUGGGAAAAUACUAGAGGUUCCAUAGGUGCGAGGACACUAAUAGCAAAACCUGAAUUUAAGACAUGUUCCGUAUUUAAUGAAAAUUUAGUUGCUAUCCAUUUAAGUAAUGUUAAAGUAUAUUAUGAUAAGCCUAUGUAUGUUGGAUUCUCAGUGUUGGAUAUUUCAAAAACCAUAAUAUAUGAAUUUUUUUAUGGUUACAUUAAACAAAAGUAUGGCGACUCUGCAAAGUUGUGUUAUACUGAUACCGAUUCGUUAAUUUUAGAAGUGUUUACGAGUAACUUUUAUGAGGAUAUAAAACAAAAUAUUACACAUUUUGAUACUUCAAAUUUUUCCAAUAAUAAUGAAUAUGCAAUUCCUAUAACAAAAUCUGUUGUUGGCAAAAUGAAAGAUGAAUUCGGUGGUAUACCUAUAUCUGAAUUUUAUGGAAGUUGUGCCAAGGUAUACUGUGUAAAAUUAGGUAAACCGUUUAAGAAGAUGACAGAAAUAAAAAAAGCUAAAGGAAUCUCAACAAAUGUAGUGAAAAACCAAUUACACUUAAAUGAUUAUAUUAACAUAGUGCAAAAUGGUGAAACAGUAUAUAGGAAAAUGUAUGUCUUUGUAUCAUCACUACAUACAAUCUACACCGAACUUAGAAAUAAAGUUGCCCUUUCAGCUAAUGAUGAUAAGAGAUAUAUCAUACCACACGAUGUUAACACUCUGGCGUGGGGUCAUCUACUUACCACUCCCAAAGCAAUGUCUGGAACACUGGAUGGUUAA